This is a messenger RNA of Fusarium falciforme, 1254 nucleotides long. RefSeq lists its product as hypothetical. The coding region runs from base 1 to 1254 and encodes 417 amino acids. Lineage: Eukaryota; Fungi; Ascomycota; Sordariomycetes; Hypocreales; Nectriaceae. The transcript has a single exon. The record is from RefSeq and is a predicted model, not a curated record.
AUGCCUGCACUCGAGUACCGGCCACUUAACGCCCUCCCGCUAAGAGUCCAAAGUCAAGAAAUCUCCUUCUUCGAGUGGGUCACGCUCCUCACCUUGUGCCUGACUCCUCUUGUUGCCCAUAUCCUCGUUGGUGUCCCCUCUCCAACCCAUCUUGACGGCAAGCGACCAACUUGGCAUCAUCGGAUCUGUCAUUACAACCCAACCUCUAUUCUUUGGCGCUACGCAAUCAUUGCUGAUCGGAGAAUCCGUGCUCAGAACUGGAGCAAAGCCGAUCUCGCCGCCACGAAUGCCUUGUUCUGGACUGGGGAACGCUGGGAUGGUUCAGAAGCCAUGACCAAGUGCACUCACCAGCAUUGUGUUCAUCUGCCAGAGGACACUCGAGCUUCUUUCUUCUCAAGAGAAAUGGUCAAGACCCUCAUCGUCACUUUUCAAGGGUUGCAGGCCAUCACCCUCUUAUCAGGCGGGCUCACCGAGGGUGCUAUCGGCUUCACAAAGUGGAUGGCAGUCGACAUCAUCUUCUUCCCCAUCGCUCUCAUUGGCUUGCUGAGACUUUUAUGUUGCUUCUGGAUUACCGACGACUUCUCAUAUCCAUCUCCCAACAAUGUCUCACCGUGCCGCCGGUCGGGCAAUUCCACUGAUAACUUCUCAUGCUCGUGCCGCCAGCCGGAUAGCUCUGGCCAGUCAUUCGAGCGCUUCUCAGAAGACAAUCGAUUCCUACCUACUACCUAUUGGCGUAGUAUCUUGUUUCGUUUGGUCUAUGGUCUGUCCAUACUCGGGCUGUUGGCCUUGGCCAUCUGUUACGCGAUAUCGGGCGGUAACUAUACGGCAACAACUUUUACUGUCUUGCUCUUCUAUCUUGUGUUUCUUGCGGCAACUACCAUCAUCUUUUUCAUCUUUUUCGUCUGCAAGCAUGAGACAACGACCAUUAUACCCUGUAUUUCAGAAACUUGGUAUCAGAUCUACACCGGGUGCAUCAUCAGCUUCGCGGUCAUUGCCAUUGUCAUCGCCUGCCUCGAGACCCGCAAGUCUCCAUGCGGCAAGUUCACCAGCGGCUACGGUCAUGACGCCGACGUCAGGGCAUGCCUGGGUUCAGUUGCGGAUGCUAUUCCGGUCAGCGAGGGAAUUGAUGAGCCAUUCUUCGGGUUGGCUGCCUACGGGUUUACCAAGAAGAACAAUGGCAGCUUCGUCAAGGUUGAUGACACGCAGCAGGUGGCCAAUUUUACUGGGAUGUGCCUUGGGAAGCUGGAGUUGUAA